Molecule: messenger RNA, 5379 nt
Organism: Mytilus californianus (California mussel)
Lineage: Eukaryota; Metazoa; Mollusca; Bivalvia; Mytilida; Mytilidae
Product: magnesium transporter NIPA2-like
Exons: 6
Coding region: 286-1395 (369 amino acids)
Biological process (GO): magnesium ion transport
Cellular component (GO): membrane
Molecular function (GO): magnesium ion transmembrane transporter activity
Source: RefSeq, a predicted model, not a curated record
GUGACAGUUGUGUUACCUUUAAUGUCAGGAAGUUCAGACAUGAAACAAUGACAAAUGAAAUUUGACAACUAAAUUUGAUCUUGUUUGGAUUUACCUGUCUCUGAUAAUACAUGGGAAUACCAACAUCUGGUUGGAAUAAGUGGUCUAAACAUGAUGGACUGGAUCUAAAACUAUUCACAAAUAUUCAUUGCUGAAUUACGGAUUAAUAGUACCUUACUGAUGGUGUUUUCUCUACUUGAUUGAUUCUAAAUAUAGAUUUGGCUCCUCAAUCAACAGUUGGACAAAAUGGGACCCGACAACAUCUCCUCCAGCAGGGAUCCAGAUACAUUGACACCUGAAGACAUUACUAGUUUCUGGAUUGGAUUUGGAUUAGCUUUCAGCUCUACUAUUUUUAUUGGAACUAGUUUCAUCUUAAAGAAGUUGGGAUUACGUAAACUUGCAAGUCAGGGAACCAGAGCAGAUCAAGGAGGUUAUGGUUACCUCAAGGAAUGGUUAUGGUGGGCUGGAAUGUCCCUCAUGAUAUUGGGUGAGUUUGCAAACUUUGCUGCUUAUGCCUUUGCUCCUGCCACUUUAGUCACACCACUUGGUGCUCUCAGUGUUAUUGUAAGUUCUGUUUUAUCUUCAAUAUUCCUCAGAGAAAAAUUGAAUAUAUUAGGUAAAAUGGGCUGUGCACUGUGUGUGAUCGGGUCUACUGUCAUGGUUUUACACUCACCACAAGAACAGGAAGUUGCCAGUAUGGACAUUCUAAAAGAAAAAGUACAGGAACCAGGGUUUGUAAUAUAUGCUUUCCUGAUGGUGGGAACUGCCAUAUUCUUUAUGAUAUUUGUAGCGCCAAAGUAUGGUAAUCGAACAGUUCUAGUUUAUAUAACAAUAUGUUCUACUUUGGGAUCAUUCACUGUGAUGGGAUGUAAAGGAGUGGGCGUCGCCAUACAUCAAACUCUUCAAGGACAAAAUCAGUUUACAAACUGGUUGACUUACGUCUUUCUUUCAGCUGUUAUAAUUUGUAUACUAGUGCAGAUGAACUUUUUGAACCGUGCACUAGAUAUUUAUAAUACUGCGGUAGUGACACCUAUAUAUUAUGUCUUUUUCACAACGUGUGUUAUCGUGGCAUCAUUAGUUUUAUAUAAAGAAUUUUUCUCAAUGUCGACCAAAGAUAUAUUUGGAUUUAUAUGUGGGUUUUUGAUAAUAUGUAUGGGUAUUUUUCAAUUAAAUGCUUUUAGAGAUGUGAACAUCUCUCUUAAAAACUUGCCAAAGGCGCACAGAGAUGAAUUACCAAAAGUCAGUUUGAAUGGAGGGUUAAUGAACCAGGAAAACACAGACGAACAAAGAUUAUUGGAAAGUGACUCAAUAAGUGCCAAAGAUUAUCAUGAUGAGGAUGAUUCUCAUCCAAUUUGACAGGAAAACAAACAAGGGAGAUAAAAAGGAAAUAAUCUGUAUGUCUUUCAUUUUUACAUGUUCUCCAGUGAAUGUUGGAGGAGAGAAAUAUAUAUACAUAUUUAUAUGACGCUGGCAUGGGAUAUUAGAAGUUUUUCAAAAUAUAAAUGUAACAAUGAUCAUUACUAGGACAAGAAUAGUUACAUUUGGUGGAAAGGUUAUACAAUAGAUAAUUAGGUAUCUUGUCUUUUCUUAAUUCAAUUUUAAGAAUGCUAUCUUUUUUUUCAAAAAUAGAUUUAUCAAUUUUUUUAUGCAAAGUUUUUUAUAUUAUUUUUUAAAAAUUCAAGACGACUAUUCUUGCUGAAAAGGUAAAAAUAAAAAAAUGUAAUUUUGAAAGCUUUGAAAAUACAAAACAUUGUUAAAGGUGUUUACUAUAAAUAUUUAUUUAAAAAAAAAUGUUUUUCAUUGAAUCCAUAUCAGAUCUGCAUAAUGUACCACACUUUGUGUUCAUUCAGAACUGAAUGUUUACAGGGAAACACAUUUAGUUUUACAAGUUAUUAAGAAAUUUACUGGUGCUCUUAUUCAGUAUUUAAGCUCAUUUUAUUCAGAAAUCAAACAUAAUAGAAAUUAAAUCAUGGCAGAAUCAAAAAUGUUGUUUGAAAAUCCUGAAAUAAUUUGUGCCAUUGAUGUUAUAUAGCAGUUAUUAAAUUAAGGCAUUUAUAUUUUUGUCCUUGAUUUUAUAUUACACAUACAGAAUAUAACAAUGUCACAAAUAUAUAUGUCCUAGAUGUUAUUAUAUAGGUAAUGAUUUUCCUAUCAUAAAUUUGUUUUCGUAUUUCUUAUUAAUUGUUUACAUUAUUUUGUUAGAUAUAAAAAAGAAGAUGUGGUAUGAUUGCCAAUGUGACAAUUCUCCACAAGAGACCAAAUGACACAGAAAUUAACAACUAUAGGUCACCGUAUGGCCUUCAACAAUGAGCAAAGCCCACACCGCACAGUCAGCUAUAAAAGGCCCCGAAAUGACAAUGUAAAACAAUUCAAACAAGAAAACUUACGACCUAAUUUAUGUACAAAAAAUGAACUAAAAACAAAUAUGUAACACAUAAACAAACGACAACCACUGAAUUACAGGCUCCUGACUUGGGACAGGCACAUACAUACAGCAUGUGGCAGGGUUAAACAUGUUAGCGGGAUCCCAACCCUCCGUCUAACCUGGGACAGUGGUGUAACAGUACAACAUAAGAACGAACUAUAAAAAUCAGUUGAAAGAGGCUUAACUCAUCAGAUGGAUAAAAAUACAAAUACAUGUCGUUUGUUGAUGUGGUUCAUAAGUGUUUCUCGUUUUUUAUAUAGAUUAGACCGUUGGUUUUCCCGUUUGAAUGGUUUUACACUAGUAAUUUUUUGGGGCCUUUUAUAGCUUACUGUUCGGUGUGAGCCAAGGCUCCGUGUUGAAGACCGUACUGUGACCUAUAAUGGUUUACUUUUAUAAAUUUUUACUUGGAUGGAGAGUUGUCUCAUUGGCACUCAUACCACAUCUUCUUAUAUCUAAAUACUACAAAUACAAGUGGACAUGGCCAGAAUAUGCUUUUUAACGGGGUAUUAAUAUUGUACAAGGGUCUUUAUUUAAGGGUUCAACUGCAGGACAAUUAGGAAAACUGUAAAAUCGCAUAAUAUAUUAAUGUUUUUUAAACCAGAAAAUUUGACAAUGAAUAUUGCACUUGUUAUUAAAAUUCUUAUUUAAACUUCUACUUGCAAUCUACAUCCACAAAUAUAGAUAAAGUUGGAUAACAUAUCUUCUUAAAAUCAUAAGAGAAACCAUGGAGUUUUGUGCAAUACGAUAUAUCACCAUUCUCAACAGUUACGAUUUUAAAUAUUUAAAACACUGGACAAGCCUCUCAUUCAGUCUGGAGUGGAGAAAUAUUGUAUCACACUUGAUGCUGUGGAAGAAUCUAUAUCUAUUAGUCAGAGCUCAGAUAUAACAUGUAUAAACAAGUCUGUUUUUGUUUCUGACUUAAAGAAGUGUCAAAUCUUGUAUUUUGAUAAAAAUUUGUUAAUAGUUUUUGACUUGUCUAAGUCAGAAAAUGACAGACUUAUUUAACAAUGUUGUCCCAAUUUCAUGUAGAUGCAUGAACUUUUUAUAUUUUUUGUGCAUUGGUCUUGAAGUUCACCAAUUUUGGUAACUUUUCGACUUGAAGAAGUCAUUAAUCACAACAGUUUGAAUAAGGUAAAAUGUUUUCUGAUUAACAUUAAUUGACUUGUUGGAGUCUUAUUUUUUUUUCUAAUAAAGGGAGCGAACGCAUGAAACAUGCAAAUUUAGACCUCUACAAGUCAAAAGCAAAAUAAGACUUAUUUAUGUCUGAGCUCUGACUGUUUAUAAGAAACUGGUACAUGAUAUUUGGUUUUUGUUUUAGUUCUGAUUAACUGCUUUAAUAUAAGGUGCCCACUAGAAUUCCAUAGAGAUUAGACAAGGAACAAAGUUGUCUUCUCCUUCUAAACGACGAAAAAUUGUAAUGAAAAAACAAAUGAUCUCCAGUACAAUUUUUUGGACAAUUUUUAUCAUGUACUUUGUUCAUUUCAACUAUUUUCAUUCAGAAUGCCCAAAAAGUCGUUGGUGACUCCUUGUUCUGGUACAUGGAUAUGUAACAUGUGUAAUGUGUAUUUCUGUUUGUUAUACAUGUAUAAUAUGAUGAUAAUAUAGAAGAAGGGUUUUUGAUAGUUUAUAAAUGAAAACCAGUUUUUUUUUUAAUUUUUGAUUGAGGGAUAUUUUUCAUCAAUAGUUUUAUAUUAUAUUACUUCAUUGCACCUGUUAUCUGUAUUUUGAGAAUUUCACACUAGGGGGUUUGGUUAAAAGUCAUUCAUGCUGGUGUUGAGUACAUGUAGUACACAAAGUAAUUUCAUAUGAAAAGCUUUUUCUAUUACUUAGAACACAAAUUAUGCAAAUUUUGGCAUUUUUUAUGAACUUGAUUUUGCAAUUGCAAUUACAAUUUUUGAUCAUGUUAAUACAUUCAUUGAAUUGAUAAAAAAAAAUAUCAAAGUGUUGUAACAUUCAACCAUUAGAACUAUUGAAUCAUAUAUCUCUCAAAUUUAAAAUAUCAUUAUUGUUUACAAAGUAAUUGAAAUUUGGGGCCAAAUAUGGACAUUUUCCUACGUGUGCAUUUUCUAAAAGUUUCAUUCAAGAAAAAUUAAUUAACACAAUUGCAAAAAUAUAAAAUUGUUAUUUUGGCAAUUCCUGUCAUAACAAAGGUUGUGGCUCUUAAAGGGGCAUUAGCUACGAGAUAUAAAUAAAAAUUAAGAUAUGAUUUUUUUUUGUUCAACCGUUAAUGAAAGUGAAAUAAUAAUUCGCAUUUAGCAGCCAGUUUAGUUCAAUUUUAGUCAAAAUAAGCUAAGAACAUCGCUGAUGAAUAUUCACUUGCAAGUGAAUAAUUUGACCUCAUUGAAUCCGUAUUCAUGUGACCUUCAAUUUAACCUAAUAGCUACAGAUUGCUUACGCAUGUAUAAAUUGUGUUCAGCCAUUAAAAGGAAAAGAAUGUCAACAUUGAAAGUGAAACAAAUUGUUUAUUUAAGACUUAAUGUAAUUUGGAUAUACGUUUUAGUAUGUUAUAAAUCAAAUAUGAGAAUUUGAGUUAAAUCGGUGAACAUGAAUUUGACAGCUAAUGCCCCUUUAAUACACUUUCAUUAGCUAAUCCAGAGAUGAUUCCUACCUUUUUCAGAUUUUUUUAUCUAAUCAUGAAAAGUAAAGAAAAUUAAGCUGGACAACUUGUUUUAAAUGUGGAAUCCCAAAUAAUCAUUCAUUUCAAAAAUUUAAUUUUGAUGUGUGAUUAUUGCCUACCGGUUAAUGUUAGUUACUUAGUACAUUAAACAAGCCAAUAUUUAAAUGAAAGAUUGAUAAUAUACAACGAUAAAGUUUGUAAUGGUAGAUUGACAAUAUUUGUUAUUCAUUUCAGAUUUAUAUUGUUAAGUUUUUGUCUAUGUAAAUGUGAUGUUUUGUAAAUAAAAAAUGUAAUAUUU